Protobothrops mucrosquamatus (brown spotted pit viper) is the source of this 756-nucleotide messenger RNA. RefSeq names its product RNA polymerase-associated protein LEO1. NCBI's taxonomy places the organism in Eukaryota, Metazoa, Chordata, Lepidosauria, Squamata, Viperidae. The record is from RefSeq and is a predicted model, not a curated record.
ACUGCUGAUUUUGUUAAUGUCAAUGAAAAUGAAAAUGGAAGACCUGAAGAUAAUCUGAGAAUAAAUGAAAACAGAGAACAUAUGCCUGCAGAGGAAAAUGCUACUGAAAGACAGGAAGUUACUUUAGAAGGUGAAUAUUUCAGUGAUUCCGGUUAUGGAACUGGGGAAGAGAAUAUUGAUUAUAGAACACCAGGAGAACAUUCUGAGAGUGAUCCAAAUGAUAAGCAGCAUGGCAUUGAAGAUCAAAUUUAUGAUCAAACUGGAGACGAAUUUAGAGACAGUAGAGGACUCCAGGGCAAUCACAUUCAAAGCUUUAUUGACUUGGAUGGACAUAGAUAUGCAAUUUAUGGCCCCGGAGAUAACACAGCAAAUAUACUGAUGGGAAGUGAGGUCCAUGGGGAAAGUAUACAGUGGGCAUACAUUGAUGAGGGUGGAAGUGGUAAUGGUGGAGAUCCCAAUGAAGAAGGUUCUAGUGAUGGUUGGGGAGAUGGAACCCCAGAAAGUACAACAAACCUUGGAGAAAAUGCAACGGAAACCCAUAGUGAUAGGAACAACAUUCAGGCUUGUGUUAAUGGUACAAAAAUAACCAACCCAAACAAUGAAGGAGAGGGUGAUGCAGGCCCUGUGGAUGAUUCUCUCAAUACUGAUAAUGAAGAAGGUUUUCAAGGUCGUGGCGAUGUAAGCCCCGAAACUGAGCAUGUGACCUGCCUUGAAAAGAAAAGAAAUGAUGGUCUGGACUCAAAUAGCAAUACUAAG